Messenger RNA from Colius striatus (speckled mousebird), 6721 nucleotides. It is a transcript of the gene ARRDC2, whose product is annotated as arrestin domain containing 2. Gene Ontology annotation, cellular component: plasma membrane; cytoplasm. Gene Ontology annotation, biological process: protein transport. The transcript has 8 exons. Lineage: Eukaryota; Metazoa; Chordata; Aves; Coliiformes; Coliidae. The coding region runs from base 4175 to 5392 and encodes 405 amino acids. The record is from RefSeq and is a predicted model, not a curated record.
AGACGCUGCCUCGGCGGCUACUUGCCGACCCAGGCGGGGUUUGUUCCCCUCUUGAACCGCCUCUUCUCACCUUUACGGAAGGUUUGGGUGCUGAGGGUUUCUAGGAGGCUGCCUGGAAACUCGGGGGGCUGGUGAGCACGGAAGAGUUGUGGCUUUUGUUCCGUUUGCAGAGGGAAGCGCAAACAGAAGUGUCUGUUCACAAGUGUGGAAAGAGCACUUAGCAGUUCAGUAAAUAUUUGUUCUCAGUUUCCUGGUGCUGGGACCACAUGCCCAGCUGGCACGUUGCUUAGAUCCACUGCAAGAGGACAAGCCACUUGAAUUCUUUGUGGGGUUGGGAUGAAACAACCCAGAGCUGAGGGACACGGGACGUCUCAGCUGUCCAUCCCCUCACCACCUCUGUUUUCUUAGGGAAGGGCUUGUCUUUUGUCCUCCCCUGCAAUGACAGUUGUCACACUUGUGGCUUUUUCUCCCCCUUUCUCUGCCUUCUGAUGGCCUGUCACUGCUUCCUGUCACCAUGUGACACCGUGCUAUGUGCCACCCAGCCCUGGGCUCAGGACAUUUCAUUGUGUCACUGGCCAAGUGCAACCCAGCAAGUGGUGGUUGCAGGAAGAAACUGGAGUGAUGGAGCGAGCUGCCUUCCUGGAGGUGCUCUUGUCUCUGGAGUGUGCUGGGGGGGGUCAUAUUCUCCAUUUCUGGAUGCCUGUACCUUGCCACCUGCUCCAAAUACCUGCAUUACUCAGGAGCUUCUGUCUUUUGGUGGUGGCUCUUCUGUGCUGGGCUUAGCAACAGCACCUUUGCUGCUGCAGCAGCUCCCUGAUCCCAGUUAAGGGCUCGGGAGAAGCUCUUGCCCUGGACUCCAGCAGCAAAGGUCCUGAGCACUUGGUGUCUGGACAGUGUCUGCAUUAGCUGUAAGGUUACUGGGUGAAGUUUAUUGCCUGUUAUCCCUGUCUGUAGGGAAGCCACAAACUGCUGUGAGCAUGUUUAGAUUCUGCUGCUGGGCUUGUGUGUGGUUGAAGCCCCUGGAGCCAUCUGGAGAAGGGCACUUGGCCAGAGGCAGCAGGAAUUGCACAAGCCACUCGGCCUCCCAGACCCUGCACUCCUGUAGCCUGGAGCUGAAGGUUUCUGGCCCUUGCCUACAGCACAGGGAGCGUUGAACUGGGCUCCCUGGGGAGCAGAGAGCCUCGCCAGAACGCCUGGGUUGAGCUUUUAUUGUCUCAGUCCAUCCCUGGAUUCCUUUUCUGCUCUGUGACAGGGCCGUGGGAGUGGGGGAGCGGUUUAAGGGAGUGAAGGCUGUGGGUUGUGCUGUUCUGCAGCCAAAAUCACUUCCUUCAGAUCCUGCUGGGUCCUGCUCUGUCCCAAACUGCCCCAUCCCCUUCCUGCUGUCAGCUGGAGACGAGCUGCUGACAACGUGCCAUCACCCGCAGCUCCCUGUGACUGCUCCCUUUUUGUUCCUUCUGGGUGAGAUCAGCUGUGUCUGCGUGGUGUGUAGGAAAUGCAGGUUUUGUCAUGGUAACAAGGCACUGCAGAGGAGGGAAGCUGAGCAGAGAUAAGAGCCCUCCCUUCUGCUCUGCCCUGAGCUCUGGGUUUAUCUGCAGUUCCCUGGCAGGGUGCUGAGCCCCGGCACUGAGGUGCUGUGCUGCCAGACAAGCAAAAGGGUGGAAGAAGGACGUUCACACUGCAUGGCAGGGCCAUUAAAGGUACAUUGUGUCUUAGAUGAGGAGUCAGAAGAGAGGAAAAGAUUGGGAUUUAGUGGGCAAAGGCCAUGGACUCUUCUGCAUGAGGUGAUGUGGGAGAGCCCGAGGAGGCAGAAAUGCCUUUGUGCAGCAUCGCCCGAGGCUCCCGCAGCACUUCCCUGGGCUGUGGGUCCUGCCCUGCCGUGGGGCAAACAUCUAGAAGCUGUUUUACCUUCAUGGAGACAUCCAGGAGAGUUAUGGCACGUGGGCUAAGAGAAAAUCAGGGCUUUGAGCUGUUGUGGGGUGGCCCUUGGUCGGCAGCUCAAUCCUCCAGCACUCGCAGGUCUGACAGGAUCGGAGCUCAUUCCUCAGCCCGGGGGCAGGAGCCUGUGAGAGGCUGCACCUCAUCCCACCCUGUUCCCACACUGGGUCAGGGCAGAGCUGCUGACUCACCUUUUAACCUGCUGUGUUCCUGCCUCUCUGGCUUUCCAGGGACCCUUGUGUGGCUCCAGGGCCUGUAGGGAAAAGCCACCAGGUCCCAGCAGCGGGCCAGGGAAGGAGAAACCCCUUCUAAACAGGGCACAGUGUCAGGUCCUGUUGGGACCAGCUUAAGCCUGGCCAGACUCUAGAUGGGGCUGAAGAGUUGGAGAUCUUUCCUGCACCGAGCUUGGCCUAGGUUUUCAGUUGGGUUUGGGCACUCAGGAGCAUUCCUGAAUGGAAAGCCCUUGGCUGUGGUCCCACAGCCCCCACACCUGGAGAUCCCAGGAGAGUUCUGCCAGCGCUGGGGUCCCAAAGAAGUCAGAGAGGGGCUUCUUGCCCAACGUGGAGGUAACAGGAGGUAGCUGUGGACAUCUCGUGCUGCUGACACGAGAGGGAGGUUUGCAGAGAUGCUCAUGCCGUGGGCGAGGGCUGAGUCACAGGCUGAGGGGUGUGUGCUGACAGGCAGGAGGAGGAAGAUGCCAAGCUCAGGAUGGAGCUGCUGAGGCCUGGCCAAGGCUCCAGCCCCUCUCCAAAGCCCCACUGCCUCUUAAUGCCACUCUGCAUGGCAGCAGAGGCAUGGGCGCCUUCCCAGAGCUGCCAUCGCCCCGUAACUCGUGCUGUGACAUGCCUUCCCUCCUUCUUCCCCUCUCCUGUAGCUCUCGGGCUCCCUUUCCAGCAUUUGCUGUGAUUCAUGUUCACUCAUGGCAGCAACCGGUUGUGCACACAAACUAAAACACAGUCCCUUUGCCUGGGGAGGGAAACAGCCAAAUCCAGUCGGGCUUUGCAGACAGCUGAAGCUUUGCAGGGCUUCGACCCAGUUCAUUUUCAGUGGCUGAGAUCAACCCAGUUGAGCACAGCAGGUCCUGCCCAGCACGGCUGGGAGCAGCUCAAAAAUCCUCACAGCUUUGGCAGCCAAACACUCAGUAACGUUUUUUAUGCCUGUUUUGUCUUAUCCCCAGCCUGUGCCCGGGGUGGGGAGCUCUGGUGCUCGGCAAAUGUGACAGCCAUGACUCAAGUGGAAGUUUCUAAAGCUGCAUUCACCAUUUUAGAGGGAUGCAGACACCUCUCUCCUCCCUUUUCCCAUAUCUCGGGGCACUGCUAACAGGGAUGUCCAUCCUGAGGAUCACCAGUUCUCACUUUUCAUGCUUCUUUAGCCCUGCUGAGCGCCAGCAGCAGCAGAUGCUGCCAGCAGAGCGAGUCUCCACGCCCUGCCUGCCCACACAGGUGGCAUUUGCACACAAACCCCAGUACCAGCUGGUAGAAAACCAGAGCUUGCCUGGUUAAAAAGCCCCGGGAAGAUGUAUUGCUCACUCUGUAAUUGCACAAGCUGAACCCGAGCCAGUUCUUGACUUCUUAGAAAUAAGCGAAGCCGUGUCCCAGACCAGUUUUCCGUUCGUUGCCAGUUGGCCGGGCCACGAGCCCAGAUCCAGUUGCAGCCUGUUCCGACCCCUGGGAAGGCUCUGGGAAUGGGGAGGACGCGAUGAGCCUCCGGUGUUCCCUGGCAGGGAAAGGAACGGCGUUGGGAAACUCCUGCGGAGGUUCAGGAGCUUGUUUCGAGGAGUGGGCUGGAUUACAGCUGAUCCCCGCAGGUCCCCUCCAGCCCCAGCCGCUCGGCACAGUUCACACGAGCUCCGGCCGCCGUCGAGCCGAGGUCGGGGGUGGGAGCUGGAAGCGGGGUUCAGGGGGCACCGAGCAACCGCGCAGCAAACGGGGAGCUACCCACGGCAGGCACCAGCCCCGUGAGCCACCCCGGGCGCGGCACCUUCCCGGGGGCUGGCGCGGCCGCGGCCCCGCGGGGCCGUCUCGGGAUGUCCCGGGGCGGGCGGGGAGACGCCGCUGCCCCCCGCGACCCCCCCGCAGGCGCUGGGAGGAAGAGGAGGGGACGGCCCGCACAUGCUCGCUGCCUUGUUUUGCAGGGCCCGGCCCGGCCCGCCCCGUCGGGGCCGCCCCCGGGCGCGCCGGGCUCUUAAAGCGGGCGGCGGCGGGGCCGGGCCGGGCUGUGCCGCCGGCCGGAGCUCGCCAUGAUCUUCGAUCGCGUGAAGCGCUUUGUGAUCGUGCUGGAGGGGUCGGAACGCGACGGCCCGGUCGCUUUCAACCCCGGGCAGGCGGUGUCGGGCCGCGUGGUGCUGGAGCUGGUGGCGGCGGCGCGGCUGGGAGCCCUGAGGCUGCGGGCGAUGGGCGCUGCCCGCGUCCACUGGACCGAGUCCCGCAGCGCCGGCUCCAGCACCGCCUACACGCAGAGCUACAGCGACCAGGUGGAGUUUCUCAACCACCGCGACACGCUGCUGGCACCCCCAGACAAUGGUGAGGUCACGGUCCUGCAGGCAGGAAAGCACGAGUUCCCCUUCACCUUCCAGCUCCCAGAGACCCUGGCAACCUCCUUCGAGGGGAAGCACGGCAGCGUGCGCUACUGGGUGAAAGCCAAACUGCACAGACCCUGGGCAACGGUGAAGAAGGUGAAGAAGGAGUUCACAGUGAUUGAACCCAUCGACAUCAACACUCCUGCUCUGCUGGCUCCACAGGCAGGUGCCAAAGAGAAACUUGCUCGUGCCUGGUACUGCAACCGUGGCCAGGUUUCUGUGACGGCCAAGAUUGACCGAAAAGGCUACACCCCAGGUGAGGUCAUCCCUAUCUUUGCUGAGAUCGACAACUGCACCAGCCGAGCCGUGGUGCCCAAGGCAGCCAUCAUCCAGACUCAGACCUUCGUCGCUCGGGGCACCAAGAAGCAGAAGAAGUCGGUGGUGACCACGAUGGUGGGGGACGCCAUCGCAGCGGGGAAGCGGGACGUGUGGCACGGCCGGGCGCUGAAGAUCCCGCCCGUGGGCCCGUCCAUCCUCCAGUGCCGCAUCAUCCAGGUGGAAUACUCCCUGAAGGUUUGUGUGGAUAUUCCUGGGACAUCCAAGCUGCUUCUUGAACUGCCACUCGUCAUCGGAACCAUCCCGCUGCACCCCUUCGGGAGCCGCACGUCCAGCGUCAGCAGCCAGUACAGCGUCAACCUGGACUGGCUCAGCACCAUCCCGGAGCAGCCAGAGGCUCCCCCUGAGUACUCGACAGUGGUGUCGAGCCCAGAGGCCGAGCAGAGCCUGGCUCCGCCGUGCCGCAGCGAACUCGGCGGCAUCCUGGAAGGUCCUUUCUUCGCCUACAUCCAGGAGUUUCGCUUCCGACCACCUCCGCUGUAUUCAGAGAUCGAUCCAAACCCCCCUGCAGACAACAUCCGUCCGCGUUGCAUGACCUGCUGAGCGAAGCGCCGUCGGACGCUGUUGACAACAUGAGGCUGCCUUGGGAUGAGAGUUUGCACCCUCAGCAGCACUUGGGUCUGCAAAUGGGGACGUGGCAGCUGUGAGACCAGAGUUCCUGCAGCAUUGAGACCCCAUCUCUGCUCGCUGCCCUCACCUGCUCUUGUGACUGUCCCACAGGCCAACACCAAGCUCGGUGUUGAGAACUCGUCCGUGGUAGGAGAAAACGUGAGACCCCGUGGUGUGGAGCAGCCCCAUAUGUGGCUGGGCAGGAUGGCAGAGUGUUAAUAACUGCCCCAGGGCUUUGGGGUUCAAAGGGGGAACUAUUUGCUCUCCCCUUGGCCUUGCUUUGGCAACCCCUGUGGUGGAGAACAGGAGCUUGGAGGGUAUUUCUCAGGAGUUCAAGAGAAUCUUUUAAUCCUGCUCAGGUUUGAGUCCUGUGGUGAUACAGGCGCAGCCCAUCUCCUGCAGCUCACCAGGACUGCAGUUCCCUAAGAAAGGAAAAGGCCUUUUUCUGGCCAGAUGAAGCAGAAACUUCAUCUGCUGCUGAUAGUCUUUGCCACAAGCCCAGCGAUGCCUGCAGGGGGAAUGGUCUGAGCUGGUCUGCUGAAACUGUAAAGGCUUCUAUGAGCUGUUACCAGGACAGAGGUCUUGGGGGAUGAAUUUAUGAUGUGGCAGCGUUUUGGGGCUGUUUAUCGAGAACAGGAAAGCUGAUUCCUGCAUGUCAGCACCAAACCUGCACAAUGUGCUGAUGCCUCUUCUGUGAUGGGGCCCAAAACCAACCCCCAAACAGUGGAACAGAGUGUUGGAGCUGUGGCUCUGGCAUCUCUGGUGGCCAAGGAGGUGUGAAGGACGUUCAGUCCAAGGCUGGUGGCAGCUAUGAUUGAUGAUGAGAGAUGUGGAGUUGAAAUGAGUCCUUCAGGGCCAAGAGACCUGCUCAGGAUGGGCUCGAUCCUGUGCCCAUAAAAGCGUUGGUGGCCCUGGCACAGUGAGGACAGAGCAGCAACGUGUGCUCACCAGUGUGGGAACCGGUGGGAUGGGUGUUUGUAGCAAGGACUGCUCGAGUUGUGUGUGCCAGGGGCUGACCCUGCUUGCUCCAGCAUGACCUGAGCAGAGUUUGGGUGCUGAGGACCUUUGCAUUCCCUCACUGAGCCAAUCCUGCCCGUGGGGCUGCCACUGAAGCCAGCCGUGCCUUAGCCUCCGUGCUGAGGAUUGCUCAGAUGGUUUUUCUGGAGCUGUGAACACUUUUGUAACGACCACUCUUGUCUCUGUUCUUUUUGUAUGACUUUUUUGUUGGGGAAAUUUUGUUUGAAAUAAAUCCUUUCAACCCUG